Molecule: messenger RNA, 2008 nt
Organism: Ostrea edulis (European flat oyster)
Lineage: Eukaryota; Metazoa; Mollusca; Bivalvia; Ostreida; Ostreidae
Product: solute carrier family 46 member 3-like
Exons: 4
Coding region: 44-1447 (467 amino acids)
Biological process (GO): transmembrane transport
Cellular component (GO): membrane
Molecular function (GO): transmembrane transporter activity
Source: RefSeq, a predicted model, not a curated record
UAUUACAUUGUAAAUAUGUUAAACUACCUCUUUCAUUUCUAUAAUGAAGAACAGUAAAUCAGAAACUCGUGACGGCUAUCUCCGGAUUUUUAUACCAUUGUGUGCUGCGGAUUUUUGUCUAUUCUUUUCCAUCGUGAUAUGUACAUACACAUUGAAUGAAUAUGGCCAUGCUACAUUUUGGGAUAUCGAAUUUCCAAACAAAACUGUGUCCAACAAUACUGGUGUGUCUCUGUGUGAUACAAACACGUCCUCACAAGAAUACCAGGAUGAACAGGUUGUCCAAAAGGCUGUGUCUAGAUGGAACCUGUACAUAUCGAUAGCUCUUGGAGUACCGCUGGUACUGUCCAGUUUACUCUUAACUUCACUGAGUGACUUUAUGGGGCGAAGGCCAUUUCUUUUCCUUGGAAUGUUUGGUAUUUGCAUUAAGGAGCUUCUGAUGACUCUAGCAAUACUUUUCAAAUGGGAUGUGUAUAUCUUCAUUCCAUUCACAUGCAUAGAUGGUUUAUGCGGAGGAUGGGUGGUUCAGCUUGCCAUCGCUAUGUCUGUUGUUUCGGACCUCACAAGUGCUGGAAAGACGAGAUCUUUUCUGAUUGCUGUAUUCAGCUUUGUAUUUGGCGUCGGAUAUUCACUUGGAACUUUUGUUUGUGGUUUUGUUGUCGUACUUCUAGGGUAUGACUACUCCAUGGCAACGGCUUGUGGAAUGGCUGCUCUAGGUUUCAUUAUUACAUGCUUCAUUCCCGAGACACUAUCAAAAUCAGAAAGGAAGCAGCAUAAUUUUAGUUGCAUGGGAAAUAUUAAAGACAUUUUAAAGUUUUACACAGAAGAAGAUCGCAAUCAUCUGGGUUCCAUUCGAUGGAAGUACAUCACUUCGAUAUUUUCUUUCAUGUUUGUAAUGAUGGGUAGGCUCGGUGCUUCAGCAAUUGAAACGUUGUAUCUUCUAGACUCACCAUUUUGCUUCAAUCCAGAGAUAAUCGGAAUAUUUGAGACCGCGAAAUUGUGUGUUUCUGAGGUUGUAAUUUUAGUGGGUAUUAAAGUAAUGCAACAGUGCCUCACAGAUGAAACCAUUGCCUUUCUUGGCACGAUAUCUGCUGUCGCUGGUUAUAUAGUGUUUGGAAUAGCCUCGUCGACGAUGUAUUUGUAUAUAGGGGCUGCUGUUGGUGUUUUUGGGAUGAGUGUCAUACCUAUGAUUAGAGCAACUAUGUCAAAGAUCACCUCUCCUCAAAAUCAAGGUGCUAUGUUUGGCAGUCUAGCAAUUGUGGAGAACAUUUGUAAUCUGUCAGGUUCCGUCCUUGGCAGCGCCAUCUACUCGGAAACCGUGUCGUUCUACAAAGGUACAGCGUACCUCGUGUUUGCUGGCUUUAUGUCCUUCGCUUUGAUACUGUUGCUGUUUUUGUUGAAAGAUUCCAUACACAAGAAGCGCCUAAAGGAUUACAGUCCCAUAUCAUAACGGAUUGACUUGAAGCAGCGUCUUAAGGAAUACAGUCCGAUAUCAUAACGAAUUUGCUUGAAGCAGCGUCUUAAAGAAUACAGUCCCAUAUCACAACGAGUUGACCCGAUUCAUUAUCUAAUAUUUACAUUUGCCAAUAUAUUUCCUUAUAUUACAAUACUAAUGAAAUUGACAGUUAAUUUUGUAUAACUUAAAGUUGGUCAAUUGAUCAGUCAUUUUGUGCGUAUAAAUACAAUUGCCGCUUCAAAGGCAGGUACUUUCACCUGGUGUCUUGCUUAUAAAUGCAAUGCAGUGGGGGAUUUAGAGGUCCCUUCCCCCUGCCACAAAUUUAAAAAAUAGAACUAGUGCGAGUUAAAGUUCAGAUUAGCACCCAAAAUGGCUGAGUACAUUAGAUAAUACUUUACUUUCAUACCCCCUCUUUUCGGAAAUCCUGGAUCCGCCAAUGCGAUAUCAUUACAGAAACAAAAUCUUUUUUAAAAAACGCAUCAGAAUAUGUAUACAGUGUUUAUUUUGUAAACAGACAAGAAUUUCAUCAAUUAAAAAUAUAACAGAAACAUCAAA